Messenger RNA from Tinamus guttatus (white-throated tinamou), 363 nucleotides. NCBI's taxonomy places the organism in Eukaryota, Metazoa, Chordata, Aves, Tinamiformes, Tinamidae. The record is from RefSeq and is a predicted model, not a curated record.
CUGCUUUUAAUGGCCAUUCAUCUGUUCAAGAAUCCAGAUGAAACAAUGGAACUUCUGAGUGACCUUCUGGACUGCACAGAGAGGGCCUUUAGCAAGGAACCCAAGAAAACAAACACUGAGAACUUGGAGCCAGGAUGGGUUGAGGUGAUUGUGGAAAUCCUUCUCUCUCUGCUUGCCCAGCCCAGCCUGCUCAUACGUCGGAUCUCCAAGAGUGUGUUUGGAAGGAUAUGUCCUAAUCUGACCAAGAGAGGCCUGCAGCUGAUCUUGGAUGUUCUUGACCCGUACCAAGAUCAGGAUGAAGAGAGUGCAGUUGUUGUGAUGGAAGAAUCGGACAAGAAGACCAAAGCUUCACUAGAGGGCACG